Messenger RNA from Thyridium curvatum, 1698 nucleotides. RefSeq lists its product as uncharacterized. Lineage: Eukaryota; Fungi; Ascomycota; Sordariomycetes; Thyridiales; Thyridiaceae. Gene Ontology annotation, molecular function: carbohydrate:proton symporter activity. The coding region runs from base 1 to 1698 and encodes 565 amino acids. The record is from RefSeq and is a predicted model, not a curated record. Gene Ontology annotation, biological process: carbohydrate transport; transmembrane transport. Gene Ontology annotation, cellular component: membrane. The transcript has a single exon.
AUGAGCCCUCCCACCUUCAUGGGCCUGACGGGCCGGCCCUUGUCGCUGGCCGUGUCAACCGUUGCGACGACUGGGUUCGUUCUUUUCGGUUAUGAUCAGGGUGUCAUGUCUGGCAUUAUCUCGGCCAAGCCCUUCAACGACAUGUUCGAGGCGACCCGUGACAACCCUACUAUGCAGGGCACCGUUACCGCCAUCUACGAAAUCGGCUGCCUGAUCGGCGCCAUGUUCAUCCUUGCUGUUGGUGAUCUGCUGGGUAGACGCCGUGCUAUGAUCAUCGGAGGCGUUAUUAUGAUUCUUGGUGUCAUUAUUCAGAUCACUGCGGGACGACAUGCGACACCCCUUGCACAGUUUAUCGUGGGCCGAGUCGUCAUGGGUGUCGGGAACGGCAUAAACACAUCGACCAUCCCAACGUACCAGGCCGAGUGCAGCAAGACAUCUAACCGUGGCCUGCUUAUCUGCAUCGAGGGUGGUGUCAUCGCCUUUGGUACCGUCGUCAGCUACUGGAUCGACUAUGGUGCUUCUUAUGGCCCUGCUGACCUGACCUGGCGCUUCCCCAUCGCCUUCCAGAUCGUCUUCGCGCUCAUCGUCUCCAUCCCCAUGAUCUGGUUGCCCGAGUCCCCGCGCUGGCUUCUCACCCACGAGCGCUACGACGAGGCCGAGGUCGUCAUCUCGGCACUCCGAGGCUACGACGUCGGCUCGCGCGAGACUGCCCUUGAGCGUGACCUGAUCAUUGACAGCAUCCGGGCCUCCGGCAAUGCCCAAAAGUCGACCCCCAUCAAGGCCCUCACCACCGGUGGUCCUACCCAGCACCUACGCCGUGCCCUGCUCGGUGCCAGCAGCCAGCUUAUGCAGCAGAUUGGCGGCUGCAACGCCGUCAUCUACUACUUCCCCAUUCUUUUCGAGCGCUCCAUUACCCAGGGUGACCACAACAUGGCCAUGUUAAUGGGUGGCGUCAACAUGAUCAUCUACGCCAUCUUUGCCACCACCUCGUGGUUCGUUAUCGAACGUGUCGGCCGCCGCAAGCUCUUCCUCUGGGGAACUCUCGGCCAAUGCCUCAGCAUGGUCAUCACUUUUGCCUGCCUCAUCAACAAGUCUGGUCUCAACCCCCGUGGCGCCGCCGUCGGCCUGUUCACCUACAUUGCCUGCUUUGGAGCCUCGUGGUUGCCUCUGCCUUGGCUCUACCCAGCGGAAAUCUCACCUGUCAAAACUCGAGCCAAAGCCAACGCCGUCAGCACCUGCACUAACUGGCUCUUCAACUUCCUCAUCGUGAUGGUCACCCCGAUCAUGAUCAACAGCAUCGACUGGGGCACUUACCUCUUCUUCGCCGCAGUCAACGCCUGCUUCAUUCCCAUCAUCUAUUUCUUCUACCCGGAGACGGCCCGGCGCUCCCUGGAGGAGAUCGACAUCAUCUUCGCCAAGGGCUACGCCGAGAACAUCUCGUACGUCAAGGCCGCCGAGGAUCUGCCGCUGCUGUCCCACGAGGAGAUCGAGGUUUACGCGCUCAAGUACGGCCUGAUCCGUGACGGCGCCUCGCAGGGUGACAACUCUGUCGCUGGCGGUGUUCUGGGCGGUGCUGCUGGUGCCGGCGGUGACACCGAGAAGCGAGGGUUCAUCAGCCCCGAAAGCGGUAGCACCAGCCGCGAGGGCACGGUCAACGAGGACAACUCGGCUAACAAGGACGGUGCUGAUCGCGGUUAA